Kogia breviceps (pygmy sperm whale) is the source of this 732-nucleotide messenger RNA. The record is from RefSeq and is a predicted model, not a curated record. Lineage: Eukaryota; Metazoa; Chordata; Mammalia; Artiodactyla; Physeteridae.
UGAUGGCCACCACAGAUUUGCUGUUUGAACCAAAUAUGCUGUGCUUUCUGAGGAGGCUAAGACUAUACCAUUUUUCCAACUGCCAAGAGAUUGGUGCUUCUGUGGGUUCUCACUUCUGUCACCUGGCAUGGAUCAACACACCCAAGAAACAAGGAGGACUGGGACCCAUGAACAUUCCCUUUAUAUCAGACCCCAAAUGCACCAUUGCUCAGGACUAUGGAGUCUUAAAGGCCAAUGAAGGCAUCUUAUUCAGGGGUCUUUUUAUUAUUGAUGAUAAAGGUAUCCUUCGACAGAUCACCAUAAAUGACCUUCCUGUUGGCUGUUUGGUGGAUGAGACGCUGAGACUAGUUCAGGCCUUCCAGUUUACUGACAAACAUGGGGAAGUGUGCCCAGCUGGCUGGAAGCCUGGCAGUGAUACCAUCAAGCCUGAUGUCCAGAAGAGCAAAGUAUAUUUCUCUAAGCAGAAGUGAGCACUGGGUCAUUUUAGGGCCAGGCUGCAGUAGGUGACCAUGAGAACAAACCUCUUUUGUACUAUUGUCAUGCUUAAAACACAAGACCUUAUACUUAGCCCAGAUGUGGUGUGGGACAGGACAGGCCUUUCCUGCAGGGGUUGGGGAGGCCAGCUUUUCUUCCUCUGGAGGGAAUGUCCUGAGCUGUAUUAUGGGGCAGGAAAAUUUAUAUGUGUAGUAGUAGGGUAUCACUUUUGGUCUUUUGUAGUUUUAUUAAACUUGA